UUUUAUUUAUUUCUGGUGGACAUGACUGAACUUUUCCACUCUCCAUGACGCAUCGUUCUGGAGGAGUUGAGGCUCGUUUACUCACCUCAACUCCGUUUCAAAUCAUCUCGCCCUCCCCUUUUCUUUCAAACACACCCAUAAUGCGCAUGCGCCGAGCCGUGACGUGUCGAGAAAGUGUCAAACACAAGGAUGUAAAAAAAAAAGAAAAAGAAGAAAGAUCGAAAAGUCUAGAUAAACUUCCUUACGCCAUGUAAUAGUCGCCGCCGCGGUAGUCUGGGUAACCGUACCGCCUCUGGGACCAGCACCGACCCGCUCCUCCUGACCGGGAAUCGGUUUAACUCACCUGUGAAGCCGCGGCAUUGACCAGCGAGCUAACUUAGUGAGCGUCAGUUGGGCUAACCGUCGGUUACGUUACGGGUCGCGCGCUGACCGGCUCAGCUCACGCGACCAUGUAACUCGCGACACACGGUCUCCUGGCGUCAGUUGUGUCGGUCGUUCAUCGUUUCGCUCCCGUUGUUUACUCCUGACUGCGGGACCGAGACCCUCACGUUCCCCGGGGGGAGAGGAAGGAUGUCUCGGAGGCGGCUGGACGGCCGCAGCGGGCUCGCGGCGGGGCUGCUCGGGGAGAUCCAGACCCCGAUCAGCACGGAGCCGCUGGAGAGUGUGUACGAAAUCACCGGAGAGCUCGGGAGGGGGAAGUAUGCGGUGGUGAGACGCUGCGUGGAGAAGGCCACCGGCAAAGUGUUCGCCGCCAAGUUCCUCCGGAAGAGAAGGCGAGGUCGCGACUGCCGGGCGGACGUCAUUCACGAGAUGGCCGUCCUGGAGUCGGCCCGCAACAACGCCCGGGUGGUCAACCUGCACACGGCGCACGAGACGGACCGCGACAUCGUCCUGCUGCUGGAGUAUGCGGCCGGCGGAGAGAUAUUUGACCACUGCGUGUCCGAGGAGCUGCUGCCCGAGGCCCAGAUCACCCGUCUGAUCAGGCAAACCCUGGAGGGAAUCCACCACCUCCACCAGAACAACCUGGUGCACUUGGACCUGAAGCCGCAGAACAUCCUCCUGACCAGCCUGUCCCCUCCGGGAGACAUAAAGAUCGUGGACUUCGGCCUGGCGCGCAGACUGGGCGCGGUCGGAGAGCUCCGGGAGAUACUCGGCACGCCCGAGUAUGUGGCUCCCGAGAUCCUGAAUUAUGAGCCGAUCACCACGGCGACCGACCUCUGGAGUGUGGGGGUCAUAGCCUACAUGCUGGUGACGGGCGAGUCUCCGUUCGCCGGGGACAACAAGCAGGAGACGUACCUGAACGUGUCCCAGGUCAACGUGGACUACAGCCGGGAGGCCUUCUCCAGGGUGUCCGAGCUGGCCGUGGACUUCGUCCGCAAGCUGCUGGUCAAGACCCCAGAGGACCGGCCCAGCGCCGCCGAGUGCAUGAGUCACCCCUGGCUGUGGCAGCUGUGCCUGAGCCCCGACCCCGCCACCACGCGGCCCAGAUCCGUCCGCGAGCGGAGCUGCGGCACCAAGUGGACCGCUCCGCCCGAGGACCCCGAGGACAAGGAGAACUUCCUGGAGUCGCCCCACUCGCACGCAAAGAGGUUCCGCUUCGACGAGGAGAGGCCCGCCGCCGGGGACGGAGACUUUUGAGGGGCCGACGGAACACGGGGAAACAAAACGAGAACUGCGAGGAAUCUUCCCCCGUGAGCUUUUAAAUCAUUUUUUUUAAAGCCUCCAGAAAACCAGCUGUCAUCCCUCAAAAAGUAUUCACACCGUGUCACUAAUUCUGCUCGAUUCCAAAGAUAGCCAGCUAAAAUUUGAGAUCUGACACUUGAUGCAUCGCUGUUUUAAAAAAAAAAAGGAAAAAUGAACAACAGCAACAAAAAGUGUGAGUAUUGUCCAGCGUGUCUCGAUGAAUGCCGUGUGUUUAACCUCUAGUAUUUAAUUCCUUUCAUUGUUGUAAUCUGGUAGCGUGGAAGCGCUCCGUGUCGGCGCUGGUCUAUGCAAUACCUCUCUCGUGCAUUUUAAAUCCAUCUCUGUCAGCUCUGCCUCCGGGUCGGAGGUCACGUGUUUGCGCGACCUCGAGCGACGAGGUAACGUCCUCGUCUGCAGCUCCGGGACAAACGGGGACCGACCUUUCAACCGCGCUGCUGUCUCUGCGUCCCCGAGUCGCACCGAGCUGAGCAGCUCACGGGCGGAAUACAUGCGCGACUUAUUACUGACGUGUUCUAUAUGUCUGCAAUGACUCAAAUACAGCUCAGGGUUUUUAGAUUUCGUGUACGAUACCGUUUCUCACCAGCAACACAUCAUCGGAUAGAAACUCGACGCCAGAGACCACGCGGCCGUUCACACGCCACACCCGCACUUACAGACGACUCCCUCAGCGGGCUGAAGGUUCCUCUCGCGUCGGAGAGAGAAGCUCGACUUUAGCACUUCAUGAUCCCGAUGAGCGGGAAGUGGGAACUCUUGGCGAGAGUCUGUCGCCCUGAGAGCCUCGGCUGCGCUCGCUCUGCUCACUGUGUUCUUAAUGUCAUUCUUACAGGUUCAUUAUUAUUAUUAUCAUUAUUUAUGUGCUUAGACUUCUACUUUAUGUUUUGGAUGUAAAUAACGUGUCUUUAUAAAGGAAGUGUUGCUUUGCGGCGGGGGAGAGGAUGACCACGGGGUCUUUGAAAAAGAGCCGUCGUGGUCAGUGUGAGGAACCAUAAGUGGAGAGGUUGGGGUGGUGAGAGGAGGUCUGGGAGGUCUAGGAGGUGAAGCGAGGGAGGUGGUUGAAGGCUGCAGAUAAGUUGGUGUUGGAAGUGAUUGAAGGAGGAGUUUGAAUAGCAAGACUGUGUUUAGAUAUGUCGGCAUUGGAAUGCUUGUUGGGGCGACGAGGAAGAGGAGCGAUGAUGUCAUGUUUCAGAAAGAGACGGGUCUGAAAACACGAGGUGCCAUCUUCUGUUCACUUGAAUGAACUCUCAAUCCCCAGUGAAACAUUCUUUGUUGUGAGGUGCCGAAUAAGAGCGCAUUGUGUUGUUGUUGUCGUCACCGGCCGGUACAGCGGCCGUGUCUGGGAGACGGGUGUCUCCAGACACGGCCGCGCUCUCGUCUGCAUGCUGUCGUUAACAGAUUUUCAUCUCCACGAGCGGUUCAAGAUCCCCGAGUUGGCAGAUUCCGAUUCUCCGAGCAGCUGGAAAGCAUCUCUGUCGUGGUCUCUGCUGCUGAGGGAACAAGCUGGAAUCUGAGUUUACGUAUUUUCUGACCACCGUUUCUGAUUCCGCUGCAAUUGGCCGUCGGUGUCUCUUCCUGUGACGGAAGUGUUAUCUAUUAAAAAAAUAAAACCUUUAGAAAGUAGUUUAACUCGACGAGGAGCCGAGCCCUCGGGAUGAGGCUCGUUGUGGGCGCUCGCGCUGCAGGGGGACGGCUCGCCACUUGAACAUGACCUACGCUGUGGUGGUGUGUGUACAGCCAUUGUACCGAUUACAUUGUGUGUGAGCGCCCAUUGUUUGGGGCGGGCGGAGCAGCGACAGGCCAGACAAGCACAUUCACGUUCAGAGAUGUAUGUUUAUUUUGAGUUUUAUAUUCUUUAUUUCACGUGCGUAUGAGCGUUGUAGAAUUGCAUCUCAAAUGACUUAAAGAAAAAAAGACACAUAAUCCUUAUUGUAUUCUGAUCAAGGCUAACAUGUAGGCAUCACCAAGCAAACUGGAACCAGAUCAUUAAAGGUGGUAGAACAUA
Molecule: messenger RNA, 3703 nt
Organism: Pseudoliparis swirei
Lineage: Eukaryota; Metazoa; Chordata; Actinopteri; Perciformes; Liparidae
Gene: stk17b
Product: serine/threonine kinase 17b (apoptosis-inducing)
Exons: 7
Coding region: 571-1638 (355 amino acids)
Biological process (GO): positive regulation of apoptotic process; protein phosphorylation; intracellular signal transduction
Cellular component (GO): nucleus
Molecular function (GO): ATP binding; protein serine/threonine kinase activity
Source: RefSeq, a predicted model, not a curated record